UGGUGUUCUGACUCAGCAGACCAUUCAGCUCUGAUGUUGCAACAGCCAAAAAAUAAAGGGCACAGCGAAGCCUCCCUUUAUUCCCUAAUCCUGUUUGCUUUUCUAGAAACAAUCCCUAGCCCUAGAAUCACUGACUCAAUUCUUGGAUCCCAUUCUCAUGACAAAGCGAAUGUCUGGUACAAAAGGAGCCUUAUAAAAAGGGGCCCCCAGAUUCUGGGUCUUUGCAGUUGCUUCUGGAAUUCCUGCAGCAGCUGGGGUGUAGUGCCUACAACGGAAAAUGUCCAAAACAGGAACCAGGAUCACUUUCUACGAAGACAAGCAUUUCCAGGGCCGUCGCUAUGAGUGUGACAGUGACUGCCCUGAUUUUCACACCUACCUAAGCCGCUGCAACUCCGUCCGAGUGGAGGGGGGUGCCUGGGUUGUCUAUGAGCGGCCCAACUUUGCAGGGAACAUGUACGUUCUGACCCACGGCGAGUACCCUGAGUACCAGCGCUGGAUGGGCCUUAAUGACCGCCUCAGCUCAUGCAAAGCCAUUCACGUAUCCAGUGGAGGUCAGCACCGCAUUCAGAUCUUUGAGAAGGGGGACUUUGGUGGCCAGAUGUACGAAUCCAUGGAGGACUGCCCUUCAGUCAUGGACGAGUUCCACAUCCGGGAAAUCCAUGCCUGCAAAGUGCUGGAGGGGGCCUGGGUAUUCUAUGAGCACCCCAACUUCCGGGGCAGGCAGUACCUCUUGGAGAAGGGGGAGUACCGCAAGCCCGUUGACUGGGGGGCUGUGUCCCCCACUGUCCAGUCUUUCCGCUGCAUUGCAGAGUGAGGGGUGGGGCAGCUCCCCCUUUGCCAGGGAAACUGCGUGGAGUCUGUGAAUAAAGCAAGUGGCUGAUGCAAUGCUGCCUGUUCUGCUU
Molecule: messenger RNA, 902 nt
Organism: Mauremys mutica (yellowpond turtle)
Lineage: Eukaryota; Metazoa; Chordata; Testudines; Geoemydidae
Gene: CRYGS
Product: crystallin gamma S
Exons: 3
Coding region: 278-814 (178 amino acids)
Biological process (GO): visual perception; lens development in camera-type eye
Molecular function (GO): structural constituent of eye lens
Source: RefSeq, a predicted model, not a curated record